Messenger RNA from Castor canadensis (American beaver), 1112 nucleotides. RefSeq names its product RAS like estrogen regulated growth inhibitor (gene Rerg). Gene Ontology annotation, molecular function: GTPase activity; GTP binding. The record is from RefSeq and is a predicted model, not a curated record. NCBI's taxonomy places the organism in Eukaryota, Metazoa, Chordata, Mammalia, Rodentia, Castoridae.
CGCCACCCCACUUGCUGCAGCCGCCACUGCCCCCCGCGAUCGCUGCCGCCCGCGAUCACUGCCUCCCGCAGCUCUGAGACGCUCCCUGCAGCCGGGACCGGUCAGCUGCCCCGUCUCCCGGCCGACUGUGAACUUGCAGAGGACCGCAGCUCUCCCGGCCUGGGGAGCGAACAGGAUUGUGGACUCUUCCAAGAUUUACAAUGAUACAGUGAAUCCAAAGCCUGGGACCAAGACCAUUUGCACAGAUACUUAGUUUCAAAAACAGCAAGUUCUAUCAACACCCAUCAUGGCUAAAAGUGCAGAGGUCAAACUGGCAAUAUUUGGGAGAGCAGGAGUGGGCAAGUCAGCUCUUGUAGUGAGAUUUCUGACCAAAAGAUUCAUCUGGGAAUAUGAUCCCACUCUCGAGUCAACCUACCGACACCAAGCAACCAUUGACGACGAAGUUGUUUCCAUGGAGAUCCUAGAUACUGCUGGUCAGGAAGAUACCAUCCAGAGGGAAGGACACAUGCGGUGGGGAGAAGGCUUUGUGCUGGUCUAUGACAUUACUGACAGAGGAAGUUUUGAAGAAGUGUUGCCACUGAAGAACAUCCUAGAUGAGAUCAAAAAGCCCAAGAACGUGACUCUCAUCUUGGUUGGAAACAAAGCUGACUUGGACCACUCCAGACAAGUGAGUACAGAAGAAGGGGAGAAACUGGCAACAGAAUUAGCAUGUGCUUUUUAUGAGUGCUCUGCCUGCACUGGGGAAGGCAACAUCACAGAAAUAUUCUAUGAGUUGUGCCGAGAGGUGCGUCGCCGGAAGAUGGUGCAGGGCAAGACGAGGCGACGCAGCUCCACCACACACGUCAAACAAGCCAUCAAUAAGAUGCUCACCAAAAUCAGUAGUUAAGCUCCUCUGUUCUUCCAGAGGCCCUGCCAAGGCAGGUUGGGUAAUUGGCAACCCUUUCUUGCUCUUCUUUUUCCCUUCCAAAAAUGAGUCUGGGAAAUGCCUGGGCUUCCCAUUGUUCUCCGUCUCUCAUAUGUUGGGAAGUUUUAGAGUGUCUUAUGCAAUUUUAGUGCUGACAAUUUCUCUCUUUACUGAUUGCAUAAGGUCCAUUGUAAUGUAGUCUGAGGGU